AUGCAGUUGGGGCUUCAGCAAGAAUUGGUAAUUAGCAAGGCAGCUGUUCUAGACUACCACAGCCGAUGCAUUGCAUACCUGAGGCUCCUUGCCAAUGAGCCCGAUGCUAUUAUGAAUGAGAAUCUAUUGGCAGCCGCAGUGGUUCUUAGGUUUUACGAAGAGCUGGAUUCUCCGUUUAUUGACAUCCCUACUGAUGCCGCUACCCGAGGCCUUCAAGUGUUUAUUGAGGCCCAAGCAAGUCUGGCACUCGCAUCCUCGGGGCUGCGGUAUGCUGCCUUCUGGGUUGGAUUCCGCCAGGAAUUUCAUAUGGCCUUCUCUCAACAGCGACCAUUCGGCAUUCCUCUUGAUAUCUGCGAUACCUACCUUUCCUGGGACCCUGCGCCCGAUCCCGCCUUAGUGAAUCGAUUGUUCAUCAUCGCUGCUCAUGUCAUUCAGUACUGUUAUAACAAUCAAGACCAGCAAAAUCGUUCAAGAUAUGAGGAAUUGGUCUCUCUCUACAACAGGUGGUUGGAGAUGCGACCACCUGCGCUUUUCCCCGUGUAUUCCGACCAGCCAGAACAAGGGAAAGGUUUGAUAUUUCCACAGAAGUGGUAUUUGAAUGAUUUCCACGUGGUCGCUGGGCAAAGUGUCGGCUUGGUGGAUAUUCUGUUAACCGCCUACGACCCAACAGUCGCAAGAAUUGGACCUAGUCAAAAAAGAGCCACUGAGUCCAUAGAUGACAGGCUGAAAUCUACAGUUUUGGAUAUCUGUGGAAUCGCACUUUCCAACCGCCAGGAGCCCACUGCUCUUUUGACUGCCUGUAUUUCUAUUGCCAUCUGCGGAGACCGGUUCACGGAUCGGAUAGAACAAGAGGCGCUGAUGGAUAUUGUGAUAAAUUCGGUACGAGAUAAUAACUACUGGCCAUCAAGUGCAUUGGGGGAAAUGCUGCGAAAGGCUUGGGGCUGGGAGACUUCAUAA
Molecule: messenger RNA, 957 nt
Organism: Penicillium odoratum
Lineage: Eukaryota; Fungi; Ascomycota; Eurotiomycetes; Eurotiales; Aspergillaceae
Exons: 2
Coding region: 1-957 (318 amino acids)
Source: RefSeq, a predicted model, not a curated record